Molecule: messenger RNA, 7538 nt
Organism: Paramuricea clavata
Lineage: Eukaryota; Metazoa; Cnidaria; Anthozoa; Malacalcyonacea; Plexauridae
Source: the annotation of a GenBank genome assembly
AUUAAGGGAAGCAUUGUCUGCGUCAAAACGUCCCGGUCAUUCAUCUGAUGUGGCGUCCACAUCUCCCGCAUCAAGAAAUGUGGUAAAUAACCUAGACUCUCCUGAUGGUCGAACCAAUUUAACGCGAGAACUGCAAGCUUUGCGUGAAAAACUCAACCUCAGUGAGAAAUUAAACACAGCCUUAAAAUAUGAACUCGAAGCGAACAAAAGACUUGCUACCAAAUCUGGCUCCUCAGAAGAGCCUCUCAUGGGCCACCUUGAAGAACUGCGACAGCUGAGAUCUCGCUUAGAGGAAAGUAUUAGAACAUACGAUGAACUGUGUAUACAACUGGAGGAAAAGUUGAAAGAGCUGGGCAAGGAGGAAGGGGAUGAAGAAGUCUUGAAGGAAAGUAUGUCACUUGUCAAAGAGAACGAAAGUUUACGUCUCAAAGUUGGGAAGUUUAAUGAAAAAAUGAAAUUGAUUCAACAGCAACUGGAGGAACACAGACUGACAAGGAAAAGGUAAGUUCAUUCUUAAUUAAGGGCGUAGACUGCGAGUGGGUCCCUCCUUUCCGCGGGUUUGGAAUUCCGGGCAUGCGAGGGGAAAGGAGGACUUCCAACAACACAUCAAAAAAUGAGAAACGCCUACUUUUCGCAUUGUCAAGUAGGCUCCGUCUUUGCGUAAACGUCAAUUUUAUCCAAUUAAAUGUAUCCAAUGGUAACCGCUCGUUUAAGCAAUGUCUGGUUUAUUUAUAUAAUCAACAUUCAAGUCUGGAAAUUAUUUAUAGCAUAAUUGUUACGUAUCAGAUUUGAUUUCGACCAAUGAGAAUUUUGCGUUGUGUGGGCAACGCGUAUUUCGUUUCUGGAUGCAUAUGUGUUGUCAGCAGUCCCUCGUUUCCCGCAUGCAAGCCGGAUUAAAGGGAAAUGGCACCAAAAAGUAUGUUUGCCUAUAAUUUGAAAGAAUGUUGAGAUUAUUUACAAAUCCUUUUUACAAAUUUUCCCAAGUAUCCUAAUUUUUGGGAAAUUUGGAACCAAAACAUUCUGCCAUCUUGUUUUAUAAUUAGAUCUAAUUAAAUGUGACGUCACAACAAGGGUAGACAUGUUAAAAAUAAUAUCAGUGGAAAACUUAUGCAUAUUUGUGCCUUUAUUUAAAAUAGACAAUAGUAAAGAUACAAAAUAAUGGUACCCAGGUUGUGAAGUCACGCGUAUCUGACGAUGGAUAGCGAAUGGACGAGAGGAAGGUUUUCGAGAUGGCCGCUAUUUUUCAUGAUCGUAAAAACGCAAAUCUAGUAGUGAAUCGACAGUCAGGCACUUAUAACAAUCUUAAACCUUACCCUAAAUCUUGGCUUAAACCAAACGCCAGUCCUAAGCCUAACUUAGUAACUUUAACCCUAAACUAAACUAAAGCGAAGUUUGAGUUUAAAUUUUGAAUUGUCUUGAAAACCACUCUCUCGUCCAUCCCUUUUAACCAUUACCACGAUGGAUAUGCAUACCCAAGAUGGCGGAAUGCGUAAUGAUUUUGUUUGAAAUGAAGUGUAUUAUCUUUUGUACCAAGAACGAUAAAGAACGUUUGUAAUAAGGUUUGAAGAUAGCCAUGUACAGUUUUCAGUGAAGUAUACUGAAUAAUAAUUAUAUUAUAAUCCAAUAUAUAUUACAGCUAGUUUCGGAUUAUAAGAAUGGUACAGCAAUGUGGAGUCGAUGUUGACGAGAAGUUAAUUCCAUUAUAUUUCAGAGACAAGGAACAGAUCACUUUGUUGAAUAAUCAACUGAUGGAGAGUAACAAAGCUAACGAAAGUUUACGCAACGAACUCGCUAUCUGCGACAGUGUGAUUAAAUUAAGUCAGAAGUCAAAUCGUGAAGGUAUGUAGUGUAUACAUUUAUAUGUUGCCACAACUGUAACAAUAGUUCCUUCACGUAGUCAGCCAUUCGUUUUUGCAUAAGGAAUACCAAUUGCUGCCACCUAUACGACUACUUGGUGGUAUCGUCUCUUAAAUGUUUUGCCGUUCAAUUUUUGCUGGUCCUUUUGUGACCGCAUUGAAAAGAGGCUUCCGCGCAAUCAUCAGAGUGAGACCUUUCACCUCUGAGAUCAUGGAUUUGAUUCUCGUUCCCGGACUGAAGACAUUCGUGUGGAAAGAGCCAGGUUGAAUCGCGUCCUUCACAAUUCGGCUGCAAGUAAGGAUGAUAUCAUACACCCACCUACUCCCCCACUGACCUGCUUAAGCGUUUCCAUCGGUGAUACCUCUGCUCCAUCCUUCAUGUUCACUGGAGUGACGUCGUUACCAACAAUGAAGUUCUCGAACAGAUGAAGAUCGAAACCAUUGAGGUCAUUUCUAACCAAACUAACUAAUAAGCAUUGCGCUUUUCGCGGAUGCAUAUAUACACUUCAGCCAUUUGGCCUAACAUUGGACUAGUAUCCCAAAGUUCACGGGUUCGAUUCCCAGGUCAGGCAAACUUUUCAGUUUGCCCGGUGUGGAUUACUCAGAGUAACACCACAAACAUAUUCACCUGAGUAUACAACACCAACACACACAAAAAGUGUCAUAUCUUACACAGCCAGAAACGCGCAAGUCGGAACAGAUCUGCAACAGAUCUGUUAAAUCCUGUUGUCAACAAGCCGAUAUCUGGAUGCGUUCGCUCGCCUUGUACCUGUCUGUUCUGACAGACUUGCAACGGCCUGUCAACAGGUCUGUUACAAGCUGUUGUGACAGAGCUGCUGCAAUGUUGUUUUCAACAGGUCUGUUACAAGCUGUUGUAACAGAGCUGCUGCAAUGCUGUUUUCAACAGGUCUGUUAAAAGCUGUUGUGACAGAGCUGCAGCAAUGCUGUUUUCAACAGGCCUGUCGCAAGUUGUUGACACAGAGCUGCAGCAAUGCUGUUUUCAACAACUUGCGACAGACCUGUUGCAAACCGAGGAAAGCGCCUUAUGAAGCUUGUCUAUCCACUAUUUUGAACAAAAAACGGCCAAACAGGUUGCCAUAUUUCGGUUGUAGUGUUUCGUGAAAUAGAAGUUUGAAAUAUAAAGUUUUAUAAACAAACUUGCGAGAUAAUUUUUAUAUAUGAAUAUAAAGUUUUAUAAACAAACUUGUGAAAUAAUUUUUAUAUAUGAAUAUAAAGUUUUAUAAACAAACUUGCGAGAUAAUUUUUGAGCAAAACAGCCGAAAAAAUACGACAAAUUCAAGAAAGGUUCUUAUCGUAAACAAUUUUCAAAAUUAUUUGUCUUGAAGUACGACCGAAAUAUGACAACCUACUUGCAUAUUUUUCUUCAAAACAGUACAUACCAUAAACACAAAGCUUCAAUAAGGCGUCCUCCUCGCUCGCAGAUUUCACUUGAAAUUGGAAAGAAAUUAUAUAACGAAUUUCUCAAUUUCAUGUUCAUAUCAGCAAUGACGAACGUUGCAGUGAACACUCGGUUGUUCAUGUAUUGUUCAUUUCUUAAGCUCUAGAUCUUGUAUUCUCAUUGCUACAGUUUCUUCAAAAAUCAAAACAGCUUUGAACUUGUUUGAUUUUGUUUGAGGCAGUUGUUGAAAUUUUGUUUGGCUCAAAAUUGAAGAACAACUAAACAUGAUUACGUGAUUGAUAUGUUUGUAAUAUUUCGUCCAAUUGCAACGAGGAAUGAUGACGUGUGCACACGCGUUUAUCCAAUCAGAUUAAAGAAAUAUAGCGAUAGCACACGUCAGCAAAUUGGAAUUUGGAUUUUGGAAAUCGGAACUUUUUAAAAAAAAAAUAAAACAGCGGCUUUUGCAUUUUAUAAUAAUCAGAGAAUAGAUACUAUGGACUAUAAUCUCUCCUAUGUGAUUUAAUAUCGCCACCAAUGACAAUGAUUAAAUGAGAAAGUGAAGCCGGAAGUGUCCAUUUCGUGCGAUUUUAUAUCUCUUUACUCACAUUUUCGAUUUGUUUCCCUACAACAGGCUUGUUGAAACUUGUUGUGACAGGACAAAAAUUGUUUGUUGUGGACAGGUCUGUCGCAGGUCUGAUAACAAGCUUGCUGCAGACUUGACAAAAACAACUCGCGACAGGUCUGUUGGAACAGAUUGUAACAGACCUGUUGAUUUCAACAGACUUGCUGCAAAUUGUUCGAUCAGACCUGUUAUCUCUUGUUAGUAACAGGUUUGUAGCGGGUUGUUUCAACAAGUCGCUACGGCCAAAGAUUAGAUACUAUAAAGAUGUGUCACUCUGCGAAAAUUAUGUUCGAGAUUUUUUUAUAGCCGCCAUUUUGCCAGUAAGUGUCAAAUUCGUCAAAAUUCGUCAUAUAGCGCGAGCAUCGCGAUGGCAACCUAUUGUAUUCAGUCUCGCCGCCAUUUUGGCAGUAAGUGUUAUGCACUCGUCAUCUCGCGUGAUCACUCGUGAUCAGCACGGAAAAUUACGGACACGCAAACAUUAGGGAAAUACGUCGAGUGACACAUCUUUAUAGUAUCUAAUCUUUGCUACGGCUCUGUUGUCAACAGCUUGCGACAGACCUGUUACCGCAAGCCUGUUACCGCCUGACGAAACCAACAGACCUGUCGCGACUUGUUGACAACUUGCCGCAAGCCGGUAAAAUGAACAGCUUGCGACAGACCUGUGAGAUUUCUGGCUGUGUAGAAUACAUUGAUAUCGAAGGAACUAGACUCAGUUUCGAAAUAUUACCAAUUCGAACCGACUUGACCACGUAGCUCAGUGGGUAGAGCAUUGGAGUAGUAUCCCAAAGUUCGUGGGUUCGAUUCCCAUCGUGGUCAGGCAAACUUAUCAGUUUGCCCGGUGUGGAUGCACACUCAGAGUAACAUCACAAGUGUAAUACUUUAUCGCUAAUCAAGUUCUCAGUUCAUAAAACCCGCGUAGUAUUAUUCUUUAAUUAAAUUGAAAUCAAAACACGAGAUUUUUUCACACUUCUUGUGCUAACCGCCAGUUGUUUUUGUCUGUGUUUCAUAUAGGUUCAGAGAGCAGCACAGGAUCAAGUAAUAACGAUGCCAUCACGUUAUUGUUGGCUGAAAUCCGCAGUUUACGAGAACAACUAGAAGCCAGUAUACAGUCGAAUAACUCGCUAAGACAGAUACUACAGAAGCAACUAUCUUCCUCGCCGCAACGACAAACACCGCCCGCCCGUUCACCUGAACAUGUGACAGCUAGGACAACUCCUAUGGUGUCGCCUAGUAAGUCACCGCUGAUUUUGUAGCAAAAUUUCUUUCGUAUGGUAAACUGAAGUAAUUUAUACUGAGUAGCUCUAUCAGUUCUAAACUGUUCUCCCUAGAGGUCCAGUAAUUGGUAGGCACGCAAGAAAAUUUUUGAAAAUGCCCCCCCGCGUUUAACUCAAAAACAAUAGCAAUAACGUUAAUUAAACAAUAGGUACAUGCAAAAACGGCGAAACCCACUCUCUCCCCUAAAUUGCGCACUUUCCCUUAAGUUAAGGCCGCUUUCCAAGUAAAGCGUUUUUCAAGGUUUUUUUUUCUUGUGCCGUUCAACAAUACUUAAACAGCUACAAGAACAAAACGGCUCAGGAACAUCAAUAAUCAGAUGAUCAAACUGAUUAUCAAUUUCCCAUUUGUAAUACAAAAUGACUGAAAAACGGCAAACUUCGCAAGGCUAUAUAUUAGUGAGCUUAAGCAAGUGACGUUUUUGACAACACGGACGUUGACCGGAAGUAAAGUUGACGUUUUUCACCAAUCACCGCCCUUGACCCAGUCUUCUGACGUUACUCAUGCCGUUCGUGUUGUCAAAAACGUCAUUUGCUUAAGCUCACUAUUAUGCUAUUAUCCGCAAUUUACAACAUUUCGCAACGAAACUUCGGAAUAUUACUAAUUUUGUGAUGCUCUUUCAAGCUGUGAUGAAAUUUUUGUCCAGACUUGUCUAGAUCAAAAUUUCACUCAUAAGGGGAAAGGUCUAUUACGUUGAUGACCUGGUUUACACAUACAAUCUAUAUACGAUAUAAAACAUAUACAGUGUAUGCACGUACACCCAAUACACUCUUUCGAUAACCACGUCACAAAUCCUUCCCCAGCGUGCUUUUUAAAUGUCGAAAUAACGUAUUAAUUACCUCAACAAGUACACUUUAAAUCACACACAAAACUAAAUGAUGUGCUUUUUGUUCAUUUAAUUAUUUCAUAAAAGACUUUGCGUAUACGUACGUAUGAAAAACGCUUAACUGGAAAGCAGCCUUUUGUGGUCCAGCGUUCGAACAGGAGGUCCUGUGAGACUAACUAGAAUCAUCCAUCGCACAUGUGACAAAACAGUCGAAAUCAUAAUCACAAAACCUCAUUGGUGAGAAACUGGUCGAGUAGCGAAAUGUUCCCGAUGUUAGUCCAGAUUGAUGUAUUAUGAUCCCUUUCUACGCCGUAGCUGACAUUUGUUAUCACUUGCACUAUUACAAAUACUGAUUCGAUUCGUAAAUAUGAUGUUUAAGGUUUAUUUUCCUUACAGUUUUAGAUCGGUCCACUGCCACAGCGAACUCGCCAAGCGACAAGAACAGAAGUUUAAACUUGGAAUCUCAAAAUCUUCAAGAUCUUCGACAGUACAUCAACUCCAGUUUUCAAAAUGCCGAGUCUCUGUUGGUGAAAAUAAUGAGAAUAACCUUGGAGGAACACGACUCCAGUGGUAAAGUAAGUAAAAGGCCUGGUCACGAGUAGCGUAGCCGUGGUUUGGAAACUGUUAAAACAAGAACGGAUCCUUAUACUCUGGUAUGAUGAGAUGUGUUCCAAGGACAUAUGAAGCUUUUUUGGCAGGAGAGGGUUCCAGCGGCAAAUUGCAAAUGUUUAGGACAUAUAAAAUUUUUCAAAACGACUUAACUCGCGCCAUGAAUGUCCAAACGUCAUGAAAUUUUCAGUGUACACUAAUUUGAGCAUGACAAUUUCAAUUAUGAGGUCCAAUUUUGGCAAAGAAAUGUAGAUAGUGAGAUGAAAAAUUGAUGACGUCAAACUCGGAUCGGAGAAUAGGGUGUUUUGGUUUGGGAGAAUUUGAUUUGCGCUUUUGUGGGAAAAUGUACUAGUACUCUAAUGCCUCAAACCCAAAUGCUUUUGUAAGUCGUGAUAUAUUGAUGUAUCAAGGUAUUUGUUGGUAUUUCCAGUGAAUUCUUUUCUGCUUUUAGCUUGACGAGUUAAAGAAAGAGUUGGAAUCGUUGCGGACAUUGUUGUUUAAAAGUGUCAAGGUGUUGGAUCAUUUGUGGGCUGAGCAUCUUUCGUCUGGACCUACAUCUGCAGAUAGAUUAACAAGACAGGUAUCGUGCAGUAUAAUAUAUAAUACAUUACGUGUAGGUUUCCUAACGUACCUACAUGUAAUUAUUAGGCCGAUUAAAAGAUUAUUUCAUGCGAUGAAAAUACAUUAUUUAAUGACUUUCAAUUAAGGUUGGAUUGUCGUGAAAUAACCCUAUUUUCAAUAAUUUUUGUAAAAUUUCAGAACGAUGAAUUGCGUAAAGAAAUCACAUUACUUAAAAAGAGAGUGCUCAGUCAAAGUAAAAUCUUGGAAAACACAGCAACCCGUCUUGAGGUGAGAGAAUAGACCUUAUGCAUAACCCGUCACAAGGCUUGAUGCCCGCGAAGAUGUUCUUUUCAAUAACAUAAUCAUUCAUUAUUCAAGGUUUUCCUGCGUUAG